AUGAAAGAUAUUUGGAAAUCAGCAAGAAAAGGUGAUUUAGCAAAGAUUAAAAAGUAUAUACCAGGCACAAAAUUUAAAGUUGAUGAAUUAGAUAAAGAGAAUAGAUCAAUUCUUCAUCAUGCGAUUGAUGGUGACCAAUUACAAAUGGUAAAUUAUUUAUUAGAACAAGGUGCAAAUAUAAAUUUAAAAGAUCCUAAAUCUGGUGAUACUCCAAUUUUAAUGUCAUUAAAAAAAAUUAAUGCAAUUGAUAAACAAGAAGAUAUUGCAAUUUUAUUAGUUAAUAAAGGUGCAGAUUUAGAUGUUGAAUCAAGAGAGAGAAAGAAUGUUGAAAGAUAUGUUGAUGCAUGUCCAAAACGUUUUCAAAUAAAGUAUAAAGAUGCAAUUACACAAAAGUUUAAAAAUAAAUAUCCACCAAAGGCAAUUGCACCAGCAAGUCCAGCUACUCAAGUUCUUUUAGCGCAAACUGCAGGUUUACCACCACCUUCACCAAAACCAAAUCCACCACCACCACAACAGCAAGAAAACACUGCUACAUCAUCAAUUAUAUCAACUGUCGAACCAAGACCAUAUGUAAAUUCAAAUGGUGAAACAGUUGUAAGAUCAACUAAUGAAAUGGAUUUAAUUUUACAAGAAUCAUUGUUAGGUGAUGAUUUUGAUAAAGAACAAGAUUUGAAUAUAAUUUGGAUGGAAGUUGCAUUUAGAGCAUCAAUCGUUUCCAUUAGGUCUGAGAAAGUUAGAUAUGACGAUAUCACCAAAGCCACCGAUCAAUGUGGUAAUAUUUUAAUACAUUUGCUAUCAAUCAUUGGUAAUUCAGAGACAACAUCGUUCAUGGAGACUGUAAAGAAUCAAGAAGCUGUAAACUCAAUUCAAGAACGUGUUAAAAACGUUAAGGAGGGUAUCAAACUCCGACUGUUCUCUAGAAUUGAUCAUUCUGAAUUAAUUAGAUUAGUUGCAGCUUUAAUUGGUUCAUUACAUUGGAUUUACAAUUGCUGGUCAGAGGUCCCACAAGACGAUAUCAAUAGAUCAAUUGCCGAAUGUGCCUUGUCAUGUCGUGUUGCAAUGAAUUCAGUUACAACUCAUACACCAUUCCAGUUGGGUGUUUUAACAAAUAUUGCAAAACUUUUAAAAAAUAUUUCAACUAAAGUUUUCAUUACUCGUACUCCAGAGGAUGCAAAGAAGUUAUCAGAUUCUUGUUUUGUUAUCUCUUCAACUUUUAAAUCAUUAAUGGUUCUAUCGGUAGUGAAUGAUGUCAAACAAAAAUCAGCUGAAAAUAUCAUCUCAUUAGGUCGUUCAAUCGCCGAACAAUUAUCAAUAUUAAAAUUACAAUCAACUUCAAUCUUACCUUCAAGAGUUGGUCAAAAUUUAUCAUCAAAAGAAGAACGUGAGUUAAAUGAAUCUGCUUCAAAUCAAUUACGUUCAUCAAUUGAUUAUUAUAUUUCAAAUAAUAAAUCUGAUACAACUACUACUACUACAACUACAACUACAACUACAAAUAGUGAGAAUAAUAAUAUUACAGAUUUAAUUUCAUCACCAAAAAGAUUACCAAAAGAAGAUAAAACAUUACCAUUAUUAGCAAAUAUUGAAAAAUCAAUUUCAAUGUUAAUGGGAUUUACAACUGAAGAUAGAAAUAUUCAAAUGGCAAUUCCAGUUCAUAUGAUUGCAAAGGAUAUUCAUGAACUUAGAACUAUAUUAUUAGAAUACAUUAAAGAACAAUCUGAUAGUUUAUCUGAAGAAUUUAAAGAUCAAAUUACAAAUGCUAUCAAUUGUUCUGCUCAUUUUUCAACUCAACAAUUAUUCUCUGUAUCUGCUUUAAUUUGUCAUAAUAGAAUUACUGAUAUCUCACAAUUAGGUUAUUCUUCUCGUAAUAUUGCUGCUUGUUGUUGUAUUUUAAUUGAUUCAUUCUGUUUUUAA
Dictyostelium discoideum AX4 is the source of this 1911-nucleotide messenger RNA. RefSeq lists its product as hypothetical. The transcript has 2 exons. Bases 1 to 1911 code for a protein of 636 amino acids. The record is from RefSeq and is a predicted model, not a curated record. Lineage: Eukaryota; Evosea; Eumycetozoa; Dictyosteliales; Dictyosteliaceae.